Molecule: messenger RNA, 543 nt
Organism: Fibroporia radiculosa
Lineage: Eukaryota; Fungi; Basidiomycota; Agaricomycetes; Polyporales; Fibroporiaceae
Exons: 3
Coding region: 1-543 (180 amino acids)
Biological process (GO): protein depalmitoylation
Cellular component (GO): cytoplasm
Molecular function (GO): carboxylic ester hydrolase activity; palmitoyl-(protein) hydrolase activity
Source: RefSeq, a predicted model, not a curated record
AUGGCCGUGACUGCGAACGGGGGGAUGGAGAUGCCUUCAUGGUACGACAUAUUCGACUUUGACGGAUAUUCUCGGGAGGACGAAGCGGGUAUGCACAAAUCCGCCGCCUCCUUGAAUGCUUUCCUCGACUCCGAAAUUGCUGUGGGUAUUCCCGCUCAUCGCAUCGUCCUCGGCGGAUUCAGCCAGGGAGGCGUGAUGAGUCUCUUGACGGCUCUGACGUCAGACAAGAAAUUGAGCGGAGUGGUGGUCUUAAGUGGACGGCUGCCACUCCAGGGAAAAAUUACAUCAAUGGCCACACCGAGUAAUAUCACAACCCCGAUAUUCUGGGGCCAUGGAAAAGACGACCCGCUUGUCAAAUUUGAUACGGCGAUCCGCUCAGUCGAGAUUCUCAAGCUACAGCUUAAUAUCCCUACGGCGGAUCUAGAGUCACCGGAGAAGGGCGGACUUAUGUUUAAUUCGUAUGAAGACCUUCCGCACUCGGCGUCCAAUGAGGAAUUGCGAGACUUGAAGGCGUGGCUUAAGAAAGUACUGCCGAGUACUUGA